AUGAGCCCCCGGUGCUUCAUCAUCCGCCACGGCGAGACCGAAUGGUCCCUCAACGGCCGCCACACGGGUACCACCGACCUGCCCCUUACCGCGAACGGGGAGAAACGCAUCAAAGCCACCGGCAAGGCCCUGGUGGGGAAUGACCGAUUGAUCGCGCCGCGGAAGGUCGUCCAUGUAUACGUCUCGCCGCGAGCCCGCGCGCAACGGACGCUCGAACUGCUCGAGAUCGGGUGCAAGGAGCGGCUGCCGUGGACGGCGGCGCGCAAGCCCGAGGCGGAGGAGCCGAUCCGCACGGAGGCGCGGGUGGAGGUGACGGAGGCGGUGCGCGAGUGGGACUACGGCGACUACGAGGGGUUGACGAGCCAGCAGAUCCGGGAGGUGCGGGCGCGGAACGGGGAAGGGAGCUGGGAUAUUUGGCGCGAUGGGUGUCCUGGGGGAGAAUCCCCCGAAGACGUGAUCGAGCGGCUCGACGCCCUCAUCGCCGAGAUCCGCGCCAAAUACCACGGCCCGUGUUUCGAGUCCGAGUCCGCCAAGGGGGAUGUCCUGAUCGUGGCGCAUGGACAUAUCCUGCGGGCGUUUGCGAUGCGGUGGACGGGCAAGCCGUUGACGGAGACGGCGUUGAUUUUGGAGGCUGGUGGUGUGGGCACGUUGAGUUACGAGCACCACAGCAUCGACGAGCCCGCGAUCAUCCUGGGUGGAGGGUUCGUGGUCGACUCCUAAUCCCCAUCCUUGUUUUCGAUUCCUGCUUUCCUCGAACCAGACACGGUAGGAAGUAGCGUAUGACGGAAAUUUG
This is a messenger RNA of Aspergillus aculeatinus CBS 121060, 793 nucleotides long. RefSeq names its product histidine phosphatase family protein. NCBI's taxonomy places the organism in Eukaryota, Fungi, Ascomycota, Eurotiomycetes, Eurotiales, Aspergillaceae. The record is from RefSeq and is a predicted model, not a curated record. Gene Ontology annotation, biological process: ribose phosphate biosynthetic process. Gene Ontology annotation, molecular function: sedoheptulose-bisphosphatase activity. The transcript has 4 exons. The coding region runs from base 1 to 720 and encodes 239 amino acids.